CUGUUCGACGCGACGCGACUCACGAGAAAAACAAUUGAAUUUUUUUAGCAAUUUUAUGAGUAAAAUUGUCUGACGGCAUUUGCAACGCUUUCGCCGGAAAAGGCGCCACCAGAUGAGUGGCGCACGCAUGUGAAAGAUGGCUUUGAAUAAACGGAUUAACCCGAACCCGGACGCCCUAGCGGGCGUCGCAGAGCUAAACUACAAGUUUGCGUGUCGCUGCUGCCUAAAAGUGGACGCAGAGUUCAUUAAGCUAGAAUCGGUGUCGGUGGCGCGUAGCCUGGACCCAGAAAGCGAAGAGGAUAAAAUUUCGCUCCUGCGAUGCCUUCUCUUCUGCGUGCGCGCCGAGAACGCGGCGGAGCUGCCGCAGUACAUUUGCGUUGAGUGCAGCAAGAGCCUGCAAGUCGCGUACUACUUCCUGCAGAACGCAGUGCGUGCCCACGAGAUCCUUUGCCGCAAGCUGUGUCCCGGCAAGUUAUGGAACGCGGAGGGCAGGCGCUUCAAUGGGGCUUUGAGCCAGCGCUUGCAGCCAUCGCCAUCGCCGUCUCCGAAGGAGACGGCGACUUCGGGGGACAGGACGAGGCCCCUGAAGAGCAUGCGGCAAGAGUGCCAGGUGUGCGGCGGUAUCUUCCACAGUCGCAUGGAACUCAAGCUACACCUCCGCCAGCACACAGACGGAAUUACCUACCACUGCAAGAUGUGCAAUUUCACCACGCUCAAACAGCGCCAGCUGCUGGACCACUAUCGCUGCGAUCACGCCAUGACCCCCAGUCAGGCGGAGGAGCACGUUAAGGCGAGUCCACUGCCGAUAUCUCCCAUUAAGGAGGAUGAGGUCAAAGCAGUGUGCACGCUGGAAGACAUGGAGCUGCUUAUACCCACGGUGCUCACGCCGGACGACUACGCUCAGCCCCCGAUUGACUCGGAACAGCUGCGCGACCUCGAUCAACAGCUGGCCGCCAGUAUGGGCGACGCAGUGACCGGAGUGGACACCCUCACAUCCACAUUGCCGCCCAUGGACGCGCACAAUGUGAGCAUUGGCACAGAGUAUCUGGUCCUGCCGGAUGGAUCCCUGCAGCAGGUCAACGGAGGCGGCGUGGUCAUUGAGUACAUUGACGACAGCAAGACGCAGGCACCGCCACCAACUCCUUCCAAUCCUCCGCACAUCAACAUCAGUUUGCAAAAUCUCCUCGGCAACCACGACGAAAACGAGGGAAUGGACAUCGAUGUCAACGAGCUAAUCGUCGAGGACAUGAUGAUACAUAAACCCACUAUUUCCACUGCAGUUCCCAAUCCACCCAAGCCAAAGCCAGUCAUUGGCGUAUCCCCAAAUUACAAGCACAAGUGCAGCAUAUGCCCCAGAAUGUUCUCCUCUGUGGCACGCCUGAAAUCUCACCAGUUGACCCACAGCAAUUUGCCCAAGUUCUUCUGUGACCAGUGCAACUUCUACUCGCUGCGCAGCGUUGAUCUCAUCGAGCACUACAAGACUACGCACCACCGGGUGGAUGAGAACGGUGCGACCAGCCAGGACCCAGCGCCGGGGUCAGAGGAGACGGGCGUCUAUUCGUGCGACAUGUGCCUCUUUGAGACGCGCACCUGCAGCCAGUUGAGGGUCCACUACACAGAGGGACACGCGAUCCAGCCGACGGAAGUGCAGCUGCGUCCCAGUUGGACGAACAAUAAGACAACCAAAAUGGAGCAGCAAUUGUCGGGCAGGCAGCCAGAGCCCGCCGACCUGCCGGUGGCCAUUAAAUAUCCGUCGAUAGUUGCGGAGCAGCAAGUUCCAGUGCAGCAGCAAGUUCCAGUGCAGCAGCAAGUGCAAAUGCAGCAGCAAAUGCAAGCGCAGCAGCUAAUACAAGCGCAGCAGCAAAUGCAAAUGCAGCAGCAAAUGCAAGUUCAGCAGCAAAUUCAAGUUCAGCAGCAAAUUCAAGUGCAGCAGCAGCAGCAACCAGUGGUGGUCACCACACCAACAACGCUCAUCACACAUACGAACAGCAACAUAAACGUGGUGGUGGAUACCACGCCGCUCUUCUAUGCGUCCACCGUUUCCAGUGCGGUGCAGCAGGCAGUGACAGUGCCAGUGCCAGUGCAGACCAUGGCAGUUCCAGAGCAGACCAUGUCAGUCCCUGUGCAAAUCAUGCCAAUGCUUCCACCGGUGGCAACUGUGGUGGAGUCCACCAACGAAAAUAACAGCCAUGCAUUCGAAGUCUUUCCAAAAAUCCAACCAACCAAUGAGCAGCCGAAGGAACCCGUUCCCGUUGACCCCAUACCGUCUGCCAAUACUUCCAAUAUCUCGAUGUUUGGCGAUAUGCAGGAUUUCAUUGAUAACACCGAUGUGGCUGCCAUAUGCACGAUACCAGCGGACGAUAUGCCCGUUGUGGAUGGCGACGAUAUUGUGAUUGAUAAUAACAAUAUCAGCCUAGACUUUGAUGCCGAGAAUCUAUUUGAGGAAUUCGAGGAGGAGGACGAUACGGUGGGCGACGACGAGGGGGAGGAGGAGGAAGAGGACGAGGCGGAUAAUGACGAUGAGAAUGACAACAACGAUGCUGCCACAGAUCAAAAUCUACUGCUUACCAGCGACGAUGACGACGUGGACGACUUUGACGAUGAGCAAUCGAAGCAUCUGCAGAAGCCCUACUGCAUUUACUGCAACAAGAAGUUCACCAGUCAAUACAAGUUCGAGAACCACAUGUUUGUCCAUCGCGGCCUGGCUCCCUAUCGCUGUGAGCUGUGCACUAACCUCUACAACAUGAAGCGCCUGCUGAUCAGGCACUACAAGACCGUGCACAAGCGAAUGCCCACCAGGGACAUGGUCCAGGCCAAGGGCGAUAAGGUACUGGAGACCCGUACCAACAUAGAAAAGCUCUACAUGGAUGGAGUCAAAAGUCCCAUGGUUAUGUGCGCCAAAUGCCCCUUUGAGUGCGAGGCGGAUGGAGAAAUGCGAAAGCAUCUGAAUGCCCAUCACGGCAUUAACGAUGGACUGUCCAUACAUGCCAACGAGGUCUUCAUUAUACGCAAAUUGCCUUUCGAGUGCCCGCGCUGUAUUCGAUCGUUUGCUGCCAAGGCCACGCUCACCCGCCACCUGCAGCGCAGCCAUUUGGUGGACACUAUUAUAGAGAUGCAAACGACGCAUUCGUCGGCGGCCACCACCACCAUUACAACAACGACGGCCACUAUAGCCGGGCCAGUGGGGAAUAAAGAAUCUUUUAAGGACGAGACGAUGAUGAUGACGACAACGGCGGCUGCUGCAGGCAAUGCAGAGCUGGGAGGAAACCAGGAUGAUGGAACUGCAGCGCCACCAAAAAGGGAGCGUGCCGUGCCAGAGGAGGAUGUGGAUCCGGUGACAUUGGACGCGGCCACUGCGGCGACGACAGCUGCCAUAGCUGCUGCCAUAUCCUCUGCCUCCGUAUCGCCCAGCGUCACAACAGCCUUGGCACCAUCCGCAUCCAAUCUGUAUCCCACUCCCACGCCCUUUGAUUUCGACUAUGACCUAAUGGCCAACGAUGCGCAGCGAUCCCAGGUCUCGACUCCCACCUCCCAUCCCCAGCUCGGAUCGCCCGGCAGCGGUCUGCUCAAUGGCAGCGACAAGCUACUGACCACAGCCGCCAUGGGGCCAUACCCGACGAAGGGUCUGCGUUCCACCAGGCGGCAGGCGCACAGUUCGAUCUAUAUGUGCAAGCUGUGCAACAAGUCCUUCGACGAGCUGGGCAAGCUGGUCAAGCACGAGAUGGAGUUCCACUCGAAUACGGAACCCUCGCGAUGGGGCUACCAGCACAAGUGUUCCAUCUGCAGCACCAGCUACCGCACGCUAACGCUGCUAAAGUUCCACAUGAAGCGGCACGUCAACCGGAUAUCGCAGUGCAAGCUCUGCCCCAAGACCUUCGCCACCAACGCGGAGCUGGAGAGGCACAUGAAGGUGAAACAUUGCCGCGAAAAGUUAAUCGGUCCUUGUGCGCUGAAUGGCUGCAAAAAGAUGUUCGCCUUCAAGCAUCACAUGGUGCGGCAUCAGAACGCCUCUCAUCUGAAAUCCACGCAUAUCUGUGAAGUUUGCAACAAGGAGAUGCUGACCAUGGCGCACCUAAGAUCCCACAUGUUACUGCACAAGGGCACGGUGUCCUACAAGUGCCCCGAAUGCGACCGCCUAUAUUUGCGGCGCGGAAGACUUUUAAGUCAUCUAAUGAAUAUUCACAAGAAACGCCUUACCGAAGAUGAGAAGGCCAUCCUCUUCGGCGAAAUCAAAGAAGAACCAAGCCCGCCGCAAAGCCCGAACGAUCUGAAGGUGAUGAGGAGGAGGGGGCGUCCCAGCCGCAAGAUCUUGGAGGCGGCCGAAUCGUUGGUCAAGGAGGAGACGCAACCGGCAGCAGAACUUUCCAAAUAGUCCAGAAUUCUUCCUCGCUAAGUUAUCUAUCGCACACUGUACAAAGUAUGAUAUACUCUAAGUACUGUACUUCAUCCCUUGUUUUAGUGCAUCUAAUGUAUUGCAGUUUACCCCUUAGGUUGUAAAUUAAGCAAAGAAUUUAACCGUAAAAUCGCACAUUAUGUUAGCCCAAAAUACAGACAAACUAUAUAUCACUCUA
Molecule: messenger RNA, 4571 nt
Organism: Drosophila kikkawai
Lineage: Eukaryota; Metazoa; Arthropoda; Insecta; Diptera; Drosophilidae
Product: gastrula zinc finger protein xFG20-1
Biological process (GO): regulation of transcription by RNA polymerase II
Cellular component (GO): nucleus; chromosome
Molecular function (GO): zinc ion binding; chromatin insulator sequence binding
Source: RefSeq, a predicted model, not a curated record